AUCGUCAAGCUAAAAAAUAGACGCUUCCGUUAACAUAAAACUUUCGCAAACCAAAUUUCUCCAAUUAAAUCAUGUUCUGAAGUCGUACAUUUAUUCAUAUGUUCUUUUUGUAUGUGUUAAAUCAAGGAGACAAUGCUAGUUGAAACAGGUACAGUACGGAUCAAUAUAUAAAUAUAUAUUUUCGCCAUGAUAAUUAGUUGGUCCUUGAAGAUUAAUGAUUAAGCGAUUUUUUUGUUACGGCUCGAACAGGAGCAAAUAAGUAAAUAAUAAAUUAUAAAUAAUAAUAACAAUAAUUUAUUUUAAUUUCACUACACGGCCGCGGUAAAAUUAUGUUUGGUGUUCGAUCCUCCCCGUUUGGAGCCGUUCCCCCUAUUCACUCAGUAGUCUAGUAGAGUACCUACCUAAUUACUCACAUUUCUUUAGUAAAAUAAUCAUGGCUGCGGCUAUUCGGUAUCACUGAUCAGUAUCAGAAGUGAGAGGUUGGGUUUACUAAAACAAUAUUUAAAAUAUUAUUGUAUGGUUUGUACGACAAAAUUUGGUAUCAAAUGAAAGAUAAUUGGGUUAUCUACCACUUGAGCGUCGGCCAAGAAAAAAAUCCAGUUGUUCCGGUUGGAAGGGCUAUUUAAACAACUAUAAAAAAGGGAUUACCCAACUAUUCUUACAUUGGAGUCUGUUAAAAUGUUUGCUUUGGUAUAGGCUAUAAAGUUAUAUAGCACAAUACUAAUACAUUUAAAUAAUUAUUACUGCCAGCUACCGAUAUGCCAGGAAGAAAAAGAGAUUACAAUAAUUUUUUGGCAAUGUCUAUACGUCUAGCGUGCCGGAUUUAUAUCUCCCACGCUAUUCUAUUUGUCCGGCAACCAAGUCACAUGACUGCCAUAACAAAGUGGCGAGAGAUAUUUUGUCCAUCAGUCUUGUCACGUGACCAGGAAUGAUUCAAAACUAUUGUUAAUUUUAAAAUCUAUUUCUCUACCAAGUAAUGUACAUCUUGCAUGCAAAUGAUAGAAAAAAACUGAAGUGAAAGUGGCUUGUAAACAUUUUUGUUUAGUUUGUUAUUAGAGUUUGGGUACCAGUAACCCAUAAUAUAAUUAGGGGCCAGUAUUCAGUAGGCAACCAAUAAAAGUAAAAGAUUUUAAAUUAUAAAGUAAACAUUUUAAAUUGUUUAAAUUGCUAAAAAUAUUUUAAAACUUCUCAUAAAACUACUGUUGCUGAUGAACAUGAUAAUAUAAAUAUAAUAUAAAAUAUUUUUAAUUAAAAUGGGGGAAAAAAAGGUUUCCCAUGCAGGGAAUCGAUCCACAAAUAUAAUAUCGUCCAGCGGCCACACUACCACAUUACCACACAAGAUCUUCUUAGUAGAUGCUUCCUUCGGAAUAAUAAACCCUACUAGUCGUCCGGCGGUCAAGUGAAAUGCUCGCCGGACGUAUAUCUCCCACACUAUUUGUCCAGCGCGCCGGACGUGUAGACACUUCAUAAUUUUUUUGAUCCAGAUAACGCGGAUGUCCACACACAGAAUGUGGAAAACGUGAAUGCUCAAAAAGUGUAAACUGAAAAGACAUUUUGGCACAAGUCGUGAUCUUUCCCCUUCAUAUUUACGUGGAUUCAUGUACCACAACCAUUUUCGUGGAAAUUAUAUUUUGUAAAACUUCAUUGUCAACUUGGGGGAGAACUAUGCAUAAUUCAAUUUUCACACAUUAUCUUCUAUUUCAAAAAAAAUGUUAUAGUUUUCCUAUUUUAAAAAAAUUGUCUAUUAUUAUGGGAAUGAAUACGUACAACCAAUGUCAUUAAAAAUAAUAUAAGAAUAGCUGUUUAAAUAACCCUUCCAACCGGAACAGCUGGAUUUUUUCUUAGCCGACGCUCAAGUGGUAGAGUACCGAUAAUUGAAUGCAUCAAUGCAAUAUAUGUUUAUAAACUUAAUUCUUCAGUUUAUCUAAAAUAAACAACCACAAAUGACAUCCGAAUAGCAUUUAGGUCUAAAGGGACCCGGGUCCGAAUAGCGGCGAUGCGUGUCCUUUUUUUAAAACUAAAUUGUCUAAAUGCUAUUGUUUUCAUCAUUUCUUUUGGACAUACUAUGGACUAAACUAAAUCAUGACCCAUAUUAUCUUUAUGGAUGAAAUCAGUAUCAGUUUUAAUUAUACUGGAGUCAGUUUGUAUUAUUUAUAAAACCAUCUCCACUUUCAUGUUUCAAGUCUAAGUCUUUGUGAUUACCGGUGCAAAUAUAAAUUACAGCAUAAACAAUAAUGUUCAUCAAUAUCAUCUAUUAUAUGGACCAAAAUAUCAUUUAACACAUACUAAAUAGAUUAAAGUAGUAAAAAAAAGGCAAGUUACAGCUGCAAAUUUACUUAACCCCAAUGGCCAAUGGGUUAGUCUCUUUAUUACAAUAUUGUGCACACAAAUUUGAAAAAACAGACUUACGUUCUCUUAAUUUAAUUACACUCAUUUAAAAUUUAAUGGUAAUAACUAGUUAACUAUAGGCUAAUAUUAUAGCAAAAUAAAUAUUAAACAUAUGUUGAAAAUUAGAGGAAUUUAUCUUUAAAAAAAUGAAAAACUUAUGAAAAUUUUAUUGCAGAUGUUAACGAUUUAUUAUCAGUCACAUCUUUUAGAACUAAUAUAUAAGCAAAAACUCUGACUCUAAAAGUGCGGUAACUUUUCUUCUACUUAACAUAAAAACUUAGAUUUAGUAUCAUUGAAUUACACAUCAUGAGCUCUUUCUGGUGAUUUGAGUUUUAUUAAUAGUUAAAGUACCUAACUUAGGCUUUAGGACUUACUAACUUAGUUAAGUUCGUAUGCUAUUAAUUAAUUAUGUUUAUCACUAAAAGACGUAGGAUAUAAAUUAACUCAAUCAUUAUUAUAAUUAGUGUCAAGUCAAAGUGUGAUUUAGGUCACAAUCUUAGGGCAUAAACUAGUACAACUACUCAGUGACAGUAGGUGUAGUGUAAUAUCCAAUGUAUGGGAAGGACAGUGAUCUGUUUGAAGCAGUAGGAAAUGAAAAACGCAGCAGGUUAGGGUUAGGAAAAAUCCUGAAAAAUAAGGAAAAGGCAUUAGACUAUCAUUUGCUCUUGCUCCCGACAUAGCAGAAGUGUAAGAUUAGUUAUUUGGUAAAACUGCGUAUUAGUGCAGUUAAUUCAAUACAAUACAAAUGAAAUAGGCCCAUCGACCAUAGCCCACAAUGAAAAAUUUAUUUAUUUAUGCCUAAUUAUUUAUAGGACUUUUAUUAUUCAACUUCUGUCUUUCUAUGACUAGAUAACGACAAUUUAAUGAUUUGUCCUAAAACAAAAUAUUAAGCUCCAUCCAUAUUUUGUCAUGUACUGCAAAAUUUGUGGUUUACACAAAUACCUGAUCUGUUAUUAGUCUAUCUCUACUAUUUUGAUAUCUGAAGAUGACUAUGAUUUCUUUUACAUUUCAGAUGAAUGCACUAAAUUUUCUGAAUGUAAUUUUCUGUAUAUACUAUACUAAGGAGCCUGGCCAUUUUUUGCUGUGUUUUGAUUUUAGCAUUGAACUAACAAAGAUCAUGUUGCUAUUACCAAACUAUUAGGAUAACCAAACAAAGUAAAUCAUUUGAACACUGGUUUUUAAUGAAUUGAGAUUUUUUUGGAGAGCCAUACACAUCAAAUCACUCAUCCAUUAUGGAAAAGGAUCAUCAAAGUGAAGCAGACACCAGUGAAGUAGAGAGAACACUUCCAGAAUGUUUUGAUUUGGUGUUCAAUUUACAUCAGUAUUUGGAAAGAACAGAUGAAUCUAUGGCCUCUGAUAAAAUUCAGGUAAUUUUAUAAUCAUAUAAAAUUCAUUAACUGCCCAGACAACCUGUUUAAAAUAGCGUACUCUAAUACUUUAUUUCAGUAACAAUAUUAGUUAAUUUAUCAAGUGAUAGGUAUUUUUAAAAAAUUCUGUCUCAUUGAUGCAAAGAGUUAAAAAGAACAAUUUUUACAUGAUUCAACUUAAGAAUGAUAUUUACUGAGCCACAAAUAGUUUUCUGUCUCCAUCAUUUUAACAAAUUUUCCAAAAUAAGAAGUUAAGUGGCUAGUCAAAAUAGAAUGUAAAAAUUAAAUAUGGUACUCCAGUAUUAAAAUUGUUUCCCAUAACUUUAUUCAGGAAUAUUUUUAAAACAAGGAAUCAUUUCUUUUUUCUUUUCUUUAACAGGUUAAACUCAGAGAAGGAGUUCUUACUGCAGAAAAAGCUAUUGCAAUGGUUAAUAGUUUACAAUUAUUUAGUAGGAAUGAAGAUGUAGAUGAAGUUUCAACAAAUGAAAUAAAGUAAGUAUUCAAACAAAAUGUUGUUCUUUUCACUAUUGCAUUAGGUACCAUGAGUUACUACAGCAGAUGAUAGCUACUAUUCUAAUCCAGAAGUUUAAAAGCUAGUUACUAAAAUUCUUCAACACAUCUUACGAUGAAAAAUAUUGUAAUAUGGAGAGGACUGCAUUCAGGUUCAAGCAAUAAGAAAUAAAGCAUGCACGUUGGGGGAAAACCAGUUUAAUAAUUAACAUACCAGUUGUAAGUCAUUGAUUGAAAUAAAAAAAAUUAAAAAAUUGUUCAUGUUCCUAUACUACCAAGAACUGUAUGUUUAUCUACAAUACUAUGAAACCUUAUUUACCUUUCAGCUAAUAUACUAAUACUCCAACACUUGGAAAAUUCAUGACAGCCAUAAAAUAAUGAUUUUUGUUUAAGUGACUUUUUUUCUUUUCAGAGAAUAUAACAGGUUUCAAAAAUCAUAAAAAUAUCAUCAUAAGUAAUGGUUAAAAAAUAAAAUUCAAAGUGAAAUUAAUGCAUAAAAUAUUCUUUCUACUUCUCACUAAAACAGGUACAUGAUGCUGUCAGCCUUUCUGGGAUAUUUUACUGGUUUAAACACACACCUCUCCAGAAAAGAAGCAGUCAAACGAUCCAAAGUAAACAUACCAAGUGAUUUCAUUUUACAAUAAACUUUUUUAUAUAUAAUAUAUAUAUAUAUAAAAUAUAUAUAAAUGUAUAUAUAUAUAUAUAAUAUAUAUUUAUAUAUAUAUAAAUAAAUGUAUAUAUAUAUAAUAUAUAUAUGUAAAAAUCCAUUUAUCACCCAUGUAUUUAAGCUGAACAUUGUAAUGUGCUGGAGAAGAACCUUAGGCAGAGUAGUUUUGUUGUUGAUAAAUAGUUCUUUGUGGGUAAUGUAGUCAAUAUGUUUUCCUAAUUUUAUGAAAAUAGUUAACCAUUCUUUACCAAGACUUUGUUUUACAUUCCCAGUUCUGUUACACAGAUUUUCUCAAGCUACUGAAAUUAUACAAUGUGAUAGACUAUGAUGUCACCCAGACUGUGGAAGAUGAAGAGGAUGCUGAAACAUCAGUCCCUUCUUCAUACAGGCAGGUUUUUCUAUUCCUUUCAAAGCAUUUUAGAUAGCAGUAUUUGGGGCUAUUAAGGGGGGUAAUCCAUAAAUGAGGAUACACACAGGGGUGGUUGUAGUGGGUCACGAAUUAGUGAAUAUAUUAUGUGGAUGUCAAAAUUGUGUGACAAAUUUGUGACCAUGGGUGUGGAGGGGGCUCUGAAAUCUGCCAGAACAGUGUGAAGUCAUUUAUUGAUGGCCCUUAAUAUCAAAUGGAAUACAAAGAGUGCUCCUAGUCAAACCAAGGUCCUCAUUCAUGUUAAGGGAUAUCUCAUUCCUGCCUUCUUUAUAUUGUAAAUAAAUUUGAAAUUUUUUAUCUUGGAAACGGGAAUCACUUUGAUCAGAUGUUUAUUUUGCUGUAUGUCAAAAUGGAGCUCAGCCUCUUUUAAAAUUUACUUACCGUACAUACUCACAUACUUGUCUGUAAGUUGAGGGCAGGUUUUUUUUAGCAAUAAUUAUGAAGUAUGCUGUGACUCAUGGAUAAGUUGGGGGUAAAACUCGGGGCUAUGAAAUUCUGUGAUUUUUUAAAAAUAAUUUUGAAAGAUUUUACCUAGCAGAAAUCACUGCACUGCAUACUAAACUAUGGCCUGUGUAUGAUUGACUCCAGAUGUAUCACACCAGAAUCUUGUAUCUACAUUCCACAAGUUAACACUUUGCAGACUACAUAUUAACAACAUGUCUGCUAAAUACCAUAUAUCAAUCAAUAUGAUUUUCUUUAUUUAUUAUGUCAGCUGAAAACCAGAAAAAAAAAUGAGCAAUCAUGAAACUGAACAUUUUUAGUUCCCAGUUUCUGGGUCAAUGUACAGCUACUGGUAAAUACACUAGCACUAUCGGAAAAUCAACAGUGCCUUACAUUCAAUGUAUAAAAUUGACCCAUGGAUAAGUUGACUGUUUUAAAAUGAAAAUUAUGCCUAAAGUUUCUUGACUGAUACAGGAGUAUAUACGGUACUGCCUAGUGUACUUUUGUCUAUCCUUUGGUAAUUUAAUAAUUGUUGAAACCCCAUUUAGCCGAACUCGCCAAGAUGUGAAUGCCAUGUCAGCUCACAGGAACAACAAAAUUCAGAGAUUCAAGGAGAAGAAGAUGAUGGAGAAAAGGCUUGGGGAGCUCAAAGUUCUUGUUGAGAAGGAACACGUGGACGAUGAAAUCAAAGUAGGGAAGAUAAUGUUGUUCACUCAUUAUUUUGAUCUAAAUGGUUGUGGUGUUAACAAAAAUAUCCUUCAUUUGACUUCAGUACCACUUUCUGUAGUAAACGUCAUAAAACAUGGUUUCUGUAAAGGUUGAGAAUCUUGUGGUGGGCUCAUCUUACCUGUUCAAAUAUAUCACGUUAGGGUUCUUUAUUUUAACCAAAAACAGCUUGAGAUAUUUGAACUUUUCAACAGAGAGAGUUCUAUUUGACCCAGUUGAAGCACUGGGCAAACAUUGCUAUAGAUGAAAUAGAUAACUGUAACCUUGAACUUCAAAUGCUUCAACACAAGAAGGAGAUGACAAAAGGGGGAAUAACUCUUCAGAGUUCUGCUGCCACCACUUCAAAAAAGGUGAGUAACUGUUUUUAUUGAUAUUUAUUUGAAGACACAUCUAAAACAAAUCAGCUGUGUUUAGUUAGCAUUGGAUGAACACCAGUUAAGAAAGGUUUGUGGUAUAAAUAAAUGUAUUAAUUUAUAGCCACACCUUAUGCAAGGAACAAUUUCUUUUACAGUCUUUCUUUCAAUUUUUGAUACUGUCGAGAUGCGAUUCUUCUUGUAUGGCCAAGUCUUUCACUUCAUUCCGUUCGGCAGUACAUCAUAUAGCAACAGUCCCCAAUGCAACAAACAUCAACCGGUUUGCUGUAAACAAAAGUUUAUUUAACCACAAUUCCCAAACUAAAGUUGAUACUUCAUUUCUGAGCAACAAUCAAAUCUUUUCAGCACAACUCUUAAUUUAUUUAACCGCAAUUCCCAAACUAUGGUUGAUGUAGCACAUCCGCCAUCUAUCUUCUCUAACAACAACGAAAACUAACGCGUCACUUCCCACUACACAAUUACGCCACAACACUCUCACACAAACGAUACAGCUACACAUAAAAUCUUUAACUAAACAUCUUUUCCCUAUCAAACCUUGAAACAAUAAUCUACACAUAACAACAGUGAUUCUCAUAACCUUGACAGAUACGUUUUUAUUUGUUUGCAGCAUUUACCAGUAGCGUGAGAAAGUGCACAUUAAUUUGUGGUUCAUAUGUUUCUGCCUUUUAUUCUCACUUGUACAAAUUAAUUUUUCAGCCUUUCAGACCUUUCAUCCUCACCAAAAAUGAGCUUCAAAAGCAAGUUUAUGGAGCAGGUUACCCAGCCUUACCAACCAUGACUGUGGAUGAAUUUUAUGAAGAGAAAUUGAAAGAAGGAACACUUUCAGAAUCCGUUAGCAAAGGGUACAGAUACCUGAUGACUGUUUAAAAAAAAUAUAUAUAUUUAAGAAUGAGCUAUACUGACCAUAAUGCCAAAGAACCAAAAAGAUUUAAAUAUGUUCAGAUUCUUAAAAACAAUCAUAGUUAUUUUCUAUUAUUUACAGAAAUCAAAUAAAUUUCAAUUUGAAAAAAAUAUUAUAUAUCCGCUUUUAUUUUAGUAAAAGUUUAAGUAUUAUUAUUAUUAGAGACCGACCGAAAGUGAUUUUCUGAUUUCGGCCGAAGCCGAAAAUGGGCCGAAAGUUUAAAACGACUUUCGGCUGAAACCGAAAAAAUACCGAAAGUUUAAAAAUGACUUUCGGCCGAAACGAAAAUGAAAUAUUUAGAUAUUUUGAAAUUCGUUCCCGCAUACAUUCUGCAUACAUAAAAAAUGAUGGGAGAAAGUGUAAACAUUUACAUUUUUUAUAAAAAAUGAGAUAAUUGUGAAUAUUAAUAAAUAAACAUCUAAUAUUACAUCUUGUUGUUAAAGAUCGCUUAGUUUAUUGUUAAAGAUCGUUCAGUUUUUUGUUAUUGAUCGCUUUAUUUGUUUUUUAAGAUCGCUUAGUUUGUUCUUAAAGAUCGCAUAGUUUUUGUUGAAAGAUCUUUUAGUUUGUUAUUAAAGAUCAUUUAGUUUGUUAAAAAAGAUUGCACAUUUUUUCUUAAAGAUCGCUAAGUUUGUGUUAUUAAAAGAUCAUUUAGUUUGUUAUGGCUAAGUUUGUUCUUAAAGAUCAUUGAUUUUGCUCUUAAAUAUCGCUUAGUUGUUCUUAAAGAUCAUUUAGUUUGUUUGUAUAGAUCUUUUAGUUUGUUAUUAAAAAUCGUUUAGUUUGUUCUUAAAGAUCGCUUACUUUGUUGUUGAAGAUCCCUUAGUUUUUUCAUAAAGAUCGCUGAGUUUGUUCUGAUAGAUAUUUGAUUUUUUUCCUUAAAAUCUUUUAGUUUGUUCCUAAAGAACAUUUAGUUUUCUGUUAAAGAUCGCUUAGUUUAUUCUUAUAAAUCAUUUAGUUUAUUCUUAUAAAUCAUUUAGUUUACUAUUAAAGAUCAUUUGUUUUGUUCUUAAAGAUCACUUAGUUCUUUCUUAAAAAUCGUUCAGUUUUUUGUUAAUGAUCGCUUUAUUUGUUCUUAAAGAUCGGUUAGUUUUUUAUUAAAGAUCGCUUUAUUUGUUUUUAAAGAUCACUUUAUUUGUUUUUAAAGAUGGUUUAGUUUGUUCUUAAAUGUCACUUAGUUUGUUGUUAAAUAUCGCUUUUGCUGAGAAUUAGAUGACCGAAAAUCUCAGUCACUUUCGGCCAGAUGGCCGAAAUGCUAAGUCAAUUUCGUCCAAAACCCCAAAAAAACGAAAGUUAACUUUUGUCUUUUGGUUGAAACCUAAAUUAAGCCGAAAGUUAACUUUCAGUUUCGGCCGAAACUGAAACUUGGCCAAAAGUGAUAAAAUGGCCACUUUCGGCACCGAAACCGAAGCCGAAAUUCGGUCGGUCUCAAAUUAUUAUAAAUAACAAAUACAUUUGAAGUAACAACUAAGGAACUAUCUUAAGCAUUUUAUAUGCGUUUGAAAGUUAUAAAAGAAAAGUAAAUAAAAAAUUAUGAUCAAAGAAAUACACCGAAAUCACUUUUAUCGGGAAAACCAAAACAUCAGUUGCUUUUAGUGCAUUUUUAGUGCGUUGUUAAUAUUGCGAAAUGAAAAUAUAAUUAAUUUGUUCUAAAUAAAAACGCAAAUGACAUCAUAGCUAAUCGCAUAUUUUAGUUUAUUGAUUUAAUAACCGCGCCUUACAAAACUGAUAAUGGUAUUUUCCCCUUCUUAGAAGAAAAAGUAAUAAAUUUAAUUGAUUGCUUUUUAAAUUGUUAAUAAAACACGCACAAAUUUUAGCUUUAUUUUUCUAACAUUUAAUAAGUUUUUACUUUUUUAAAUUCCAAAAAUAAACUUUUAAAAAAUGUAUAACGUAAUAAAAACUUAACCUUUAAAUAUACUUAUAAAUAAGAAAAUACGUUUAAGUCAAACAUUGCAGCGAAACUCCAUAGCCAAAUAGCAUUCACUAAUCCACUUAUAACUCAUUCAAAUAAGAAAAAGACAUAUUUAGUGCAAAACAUAUUAGUUUUGAUAUGGAAGGGACUACAAUCCGGUGGAAGAUUUUAUUAAUUUUAUUUAAUUCUGGUUGGGUGCCACAGACAGCACAAGAUACGACUCAAAAGAAAGGAAUGCAUUUUUAAAAUAAUUAACCUUUUUGGGUACGUACAUUUCGAAGGUAGGAAAUGGGAUGUGUACAUUUUUACGUGGAUGACACUAUAAAAAGAAAUGUUAUAUUAUCUUUUUACAAAUAAACAUAUGUUUACAAAUUAAGAAAAUCAAUGGCGUUAACAAAACGUGGGUACAUUAAUAUACAUGUACCCAUGAAUAUGAAAACCCAAUCAUUUUACACACGGAAAACUAUUUUUGAAGAAUGGAGAUGGGUUAAUAUUUUCUUUAAAAAAAAAUGAAUAUAUAUUUUUGUUUUUAAUUUGCGACAAGGCGACAAGUAAAGCGGGUGCAUAUUUUUAUGAGAUUAACAAUUUAAAAAAAAAUCUCAAUUCUGUUAUAAACGUGAAAUAAAAUAAUUCUUUUUUUUUAACGAUUUUCUGAUAAUGUAUAAUUAAAAAAACAAGGCAAAAUUUUGUUCAAAUUUUUUAACAAGAUAUCAAUACAACAAAUUCUUUUAAUAUAAAAUAUAUUUAUAUCAUAUAUAGAUUUUUUGUUAUAAAUUUAAGAUUAUCUUUUCACAAUUUUUAGAGAAAAAAAAUGUUGUAGUUCAUGGGCAUGAAAAGGGGGAAAUCUAAAGUAUUUCUCUAGCAUAGAAAUAGUCCCUCAGUUAACUUCUUUAGUGACAAAAGAGAUAUAAUUAGUGAUGAUUUAGAUUGGGUAAUUUAAGGUCAUGUUUAGAGGGAAAAAAAAAGUAGUUUAGGAGCAUUACAGGAAGUAGGGUAGUUGUAUAAUAUAUAGCAGAUAAAUACUUCUCGAAACUUAAUGAUAGAAACGUAAAUAUCAUUACAUAGAUAAUUAUUUUUUAAAAUUAGUAAUUGUGAUGAGCUUUUGCAACAGCAGGUAGAAAUUAUUGCAAAAGACCUACCAUUAAAAUCCCGAUAUCAUCGGGUCAUUUGUUCUAGUAUUAUAAUAGAUCAUUUACUCUGUUUAUGGUUAUUGUACAUUGACAUACCAGAAGUCUAACAAUUAUUAUUUGUAUGAUGUUUUAUGUAACCUUCAGCAGAUUGUCAUCUGAAGUUGAAGAAUAUCUUCAUUGAAUAAUCUAAAUCUCUCAUGUUGUCAUAUAAUAUGAAAGAAAAACCAGUCUAAAGCUCUCUUAUGAUUUUGCAAACAUUUGUACUUUUACUUCUGAUUAUUUUCCUGCAGUCACAGUAUGCAGGAUUGGGCAAUGAAUCCAGAAAAGGACGCAAUAGAAAGAGAAAAGGAAGAUGCAGAGAAAGAGGAUAAACUUGAAAGGGAAGACCCCGAGUUAUUGGCACGUGCACGAGCCAUGGAUGAAUGGAAGGAUGGUAAGUUUGAGUAGAAUUGUUUGAAGAAUUCUCAAGUGGUUUGAGGUAGUCUAAUGGUCUCAGUAUUUAUAGAUCUAGAGUCCUGGCAUUGUCAUUUGAUCUGAUUUCAUAGAUCUAGGGUGCUUACAUUGGCUGAUGAUCUGAUUUUAUAGAUCUAGAGUCCUGGCAUUGUCAUUUGAUCUGAUUUCAUAGGGUGCUUGCAUUGUCUGAUGAUCUGUUUUUAUAGAUCUAUGGUGCUGGCAUUGUCUGAUGAUCUGUUUUUAUAGAUCUAGGGUCCUAGCAUUGGCUGAUGAUCUGUUUUUAUAGAUCUAGGGUCCUAGCAUUGGCUGAUGAUCUGUUUUUAUAGAUCUAGAGUCCUGUCAUUGGUUGAUGAUCUGUUUUUAUAGAUCUAGGGUGAUGGCAUUGUCUAAUAAUGUUUUUAUAGAUCUAGGGUCCUGGCAUUGUCUAAUAAUGUUUUUAUAGAUCUAGGGUCCUGGCAUUGGCUGAUGAUCUGUAUUGUUAGAUCUAGGGUCCUGGCAUUGUCUAAUGAUCUGUAUUUAUAGAUCUGUGGUGCUGGCAUUGGCUGAUGAUCUGUAUUUUUAGAUCUAGGGUCCUGGCAUUGUCUAAUAAUGUUUUUAUAGAUCUAGGGUCCUGGCAUUGUCUAAUAAUGUUUUUAUAGAUCUAGGGUCCUGGCAUUGUCUAUAAAAUAAUGUUUUUAUAGAUCUAGGGUGAUGACAUUGUCUAAUAAUGUUUUUAUAGAUCUAGGGUCCUGGCAUUGUCUAAUAAUGUUUUUAUAGAUCUAGGGUCCUGGCAUUGUCUAAUAAAUUUUUUAUAGAUCUAGGGUCCUGGCAUUGUCUAAUAAUGUUUUUAUAGAUCUAGGGUCCUGACAUUGUCUAAUAAUGUUUUUAUAGAUCUAGGGUCCUGGCAUUGGCUGAUGAUCUGUAUUGUUAGAUCUAGGGUCCUGGCAUUGUCUAAUGAUCUGUAUUUAUAGAUCUGUGGUGCUGGCAUUGGCUGAUGAUCUGUAUUUUUAGAUCUAGGGUCCUGGCAUUGUCUAAUAAUGUUUUUAUAGAUCUAGGGUCCUGGCAUUGUCUAAUAAUGUAUUUACAGAUCUAGGGUGCUGGUAUAGUCUAAUAAAAUAAAAAUGAGAGAGGGGUGUAGCUAUGCGCGGGAAGAGAUUUGGAUGCAUCUGCUGAAACUCCCGAACGGCGAAAGUAUGCAAACAGCAACCUAAUGAAGUUAACAGAUCUUUGGUAAAGAGUAUAAAAUUAGAAUUUACUGUUUAGCAUGGAAAGGGAAAAAUUCAUCCCAUGUUCACUUCUGAAAUCUCAGAAACACCAAUGUUCACUUUAAAGAUCUCAGGAACAGUCCACUUUUGAGAAGGAACAUCGUUUUUUUUAUUAAACACUAAUAUUUAACACCGCAUAAACCGACUAAUCAAGAAAGCUAGGAACAUAAUACAAACUAAACAUCCUUCACUUGAAGAACUAGUUGAAGGAAGAUGUUUUUGUAAAACUAAACACAUUUUGGAUGAUACAUCCCACCCUCUUCACCACAAAUACUUAGGAUCGGGCCGUUCGGGACGAAUUCUUUCCAUCAGGGCGAGGACUGAAAGAUAUAAAAAUUCUUUUGUUCCCCAAUCUGUACGAAUUUACCGGCAUGCUCCCUCUGAAGUCGCACAUUUUAAUGAGAACUAAUAAGUCCCCGAUUUGGCUAAGAGAACUGACUGAUUAGCUGUUAGAAAUAAUUUAUUAUAAAUGUCUUGUGUUCAAAUUGUUUUAUUUAUGUGCUGAAAAUUUAUAAUGCAAUCAAAAAACAUUUCCAUUUAUUUGGAUCAAUAAAAGAAUCUUAUCUUAUCUUAUCUUAUCUUAUCUUAUCUUAUCUUGUUUGAAGAACUAAAGUUUGGUGCACAGUUUAGUCAAAGGCAAAUUUAAUUUUUUUAAAUUAGUUUUUUUUUUUUUUUUUGCAUUAUUAGUUAUGUUAUUAUGGGUGUGGAAACUUUGAAUUGAGUAUCUAUUAAAUCUUCUCCAAAUAUAUUUUAGUUAACUGGUAUCCACAAUGGAUAAACCUUUCUGGAUUUUGUAGUCAGUAUAACCCCAGAUCAGUUGACAAAAUGUUGGUCAUCCAUAGAAUUAUUCUGAGUUGAUCUGACUUGUUUUUUUUUUUUUAUUCCACAGAUCACAGGAGAGGUGAUGGUAACAGACACAACAAAGGAUAAUCUUGAAAUUAAUGUUGCAUUUAGUUUUGUAAAUUUGUUGUCUUUAAUGUAAAUCUUAGGAGGUAAAUGGGUGUCGAAUGAUUGCAUUAGUUGUUCUCUUUCAUUGUUGUUGCGUUACAUUUUAUUUAUACCAUUUAAAAUCUAAAUUUCUUUGGUGAUUGUUUGCAAAUGAGAUUUUUAUUCAGAAAUAAGACACAAUAGGUUUUUUCAACUGAGAAUAAAUAAUAAGAUAAAAUAAGCAGGAAUGAACUGAAUAAAUCUUUACCUUUUCUUGUUUUAAAUUAUUAUUAAUGGUUAUCAUAUAUUCACCAUUUUGAAUGAAACAUAUGAUUAAAUAAAUGAAAAUAAACUUAAAACUACCACAUUUUAAACCAUAAUUACUGUGCUAUAUGAGAUAUGAAAUAUUUAAUGAACAAAUGAGAAUUUUAUUUCCAAUGAUGGCAAUCAUGAAAAGAGAAAUAAAAAUUAUUUUAAUAUGAUUUGAAGGUGUUUGAAUAGUUACUGUUUGUUGCCAUUAUUUCAGAUCAAUUCACAAUAAAAAAUAUAUGUCAAUAUUAUGCACAUAACUUAUACAUUCUUUGAACUAUUUCUCUCUGGCUUUACACU
This is a messenger RNA of Lymnaea stagnalis (great pond snail), 14070 nucleotides long. The record is from the annotation of a GenBank genome assembly. NCBI's taxonomy places the organism in Eukaryota, Metazoa, Mollusca, Gastropoda, Lymnaeidae.